Aspergillus bombycis is the source of this 1608-nucleotide messenger RNA. RefSeq names its product WDR46/Utp7 family protein. Bases 1 to 1608 code for a protein of 535 amino acids. The record is from RefSeq and is a predicted model, not a curated record. Gene Ontology annotation, cellular component: 90S preribosome; nucleolus; small-subunit processome. The transcript has 2 exons. Gene Ontology annotation, molecular function: protein binding. NCBI's taxonomy places the organism in Eukaryota, Fungi, Ascomycota, Eurotiomycetes, Eurotiales, Aspergillaceae. Gene Ontology annotation, biological process: maturation of SSU-rRNA from tricistronic rRNA transcript (SSU-rRNA, 5.8S rRNA, LSU-rRNA).
AUGGCGGAUAACCCGUCGACCAAGGCCGUCGCGCCGGCCAACAAAAAACGCAAAGAGAAUAAAGCACUCAUUGAAGCGCAAAAAAAAUAUGGACGAGGAAAGGCAAUUCCGAUGCAAACCGUGAGGGAUAAGAAACUGCGCGCCAAUCUCAGAUCCGUCGAAAACAAGUUCAAACAAGCUGCGCUUAAGGCGAAGGAUGCGGAGAUUCUCUUGGAGCACGAAGCCGGAUUCCUCGAACCCGAGACAGAGCUGGAGCGGACAUACAAGGUUCGACAGGAUGAUAUCAAGGAGGGCGUUGGCAUCGAGACAGCUAAGAAGGGGUUUGAAUUGCGACUGAACGACUUUGGACCCUACCGGGCAGACUAUACGAGAAAUGGACGUGAUCUUCUGUUGGCUGGCCGGAAAGGACAUGUUGCGACGAUGGACUGGCGUGCAGGACGACUAGGAUGCGAGCUCAAUUUGGGAGAGACGGUUCGGGAUGCUCGGUGGCUGCACAAUAACCAGUUCUUCGCCGUAGCCCAAAAGAAAUAUGUCUACAUCUACGAUCAAGCUGGAACGGAAAUUCAUUGUCUCAGCAAGCACCUUGAACCGCUCUUCCUCGAAUUUCUUCCAUACCACUUUCUUCUCGCUAGUGCUCAAAUGAGCGGCCACCUCAAGUACACCGAUACUUCUACCGGACAAAUGGUCGCCGAACUGCCCACCCGUAUGGGCGCUCCCACAUCAUUAGCCCAGAACCCGUGGAACGCUAUCAUCCAUGUCGGCCACCAGAACGGAACCGUCAGCUUAUGGUCUCCUAAUUCCCAGACGGCGCUGGUGAAGGCCCUCGUCCACCGGGGGCCGGUUCGUUCCAUGGCGAUGGACAGAUCAGGCCGGUAUAUGGUCUCGACCGGCCAGGAUAUGAAGAUGAACGUGUGGGAUAUUCGCAUGUAUCGCGAAGUGCAUUCGUACUCGUGCUACCAACCAGGUGCCUCGGUUGCGAUCAGUGACCGCGGUUUGACGGCCGUUGGCUGGGGCACCCAGGUCAGCGUAUGGCGGGGUCUCUUCGACGCCGCCGCUGCCGACCAAGGCAAGGUCAAGAGUCCGUAUAUGGCCUGGGGCGGAGAUGGCCAACGUAUCGAGAACAUGCGCUGGUGCCCCUUCGAGGAUGUGCUCGGUGUUACCCAUGACCAGGGCUUCGCCAGUAUCAUCGUCCCCGGCGCCGGUGAACCCAACUUCGACGCUCUAGAGGCCAACCCGUACGAGAACAAGAGACAGCGCCAGGAGGGCGAAGUGCAGGGUCUGCUCAACAAGCUACAGCCCGACAUGAUCUCCUUGGACCCCACCUUCAUCGGAAAGCUGGACACCAUCAGCGACCAGAAGAACCGCGAAGAGCGCGACCUCGACCGCAGACCCGAAGACGCCAUGGAGAAGCUCAAGAACCGCGCGCGCCGCAACAGCGCCCUGCGCAAGUACCUGCGGAAGAAGGGCCGCAGGAACGUCGUCGACGACAAGCGGGUCAAGGCCGAGAUGCUGCGCAAAGAGCACCAAGCCCGUGCAAGGGACAAGCUCCGUGCCGAGCGGGAGGAUCUGGGCCCUGCACUGGCCCGGUUCGCCAAGAAGGAGAUCUAG